UGAUAUAUCUUACUGGCUUGAGAGGAAAGGAAGGGUUGUAGUCGGUGGGCGCUAGCGCGCAAGUGGGCAGAAAAAAUCGACGAGAGAGGUUCUGUAAAUCUAUUCAUAAAUUGCUCGAAAGUGAAGAAAUCCUUCACCCAUUACCUCUCUCAGAUCUCCCUCUCUCUCGCGGUGCCAAAUCUUUGAAGCUGCAAUUAACCGAUAGGUGGUGAGAAUGUCAACUCCCGCUAGGAAGAGGUUGAUGAGGGAUUUCAAGAGGUUGCAGCAAGACCCACCAGCAGGCAUAAGUGGGGCUCCUCAAGAUAACAAUAUAACACUUUGGAAUGCGGUUAUAUUUGGUCCUGAUGAUACUCCAUGGGAUGGAGGAACGUUUAAGCUGUCUCUUCAAUUCACCGAGGACUAUCCGAAUAAGCCACCAACGGUUCGCUUUGUUUCUCGCAUGUUUCAUCCAAACAUUUAUGCAGAUGGAAGCAUUUGUUUGGAUAUUCUACAAAAUCAAUGGAGUCCAAUCUAUGAUGUUGCUGCUAUUCUUACCUCUAUCCAGUCAUUGCUGUGUGACCCAAACCCAAACUCACCUGCUAACUCAGAAGCUGCAAGAAUGUUUAGUGAAAACAAGCGUGAGUACAAUAGGAGAAUAAGGGAGAUUGUUGAGCAGAGUUGGACAGCAGACUGAUUCUCCUUGGUAGAGUCUUUCUACUCUCUCUAUAUAUAGACGCUAAAAAUAUAAUGUUAAAACAUGUUGCGCGAAUUCUUGAUUGCUGAACCACUACAUUUACAUAUUUGCUUGUAAUUUGGGUUAAUUGCACAUUGGUGCAAAUAUUGUGGACUGAAAUUCUGCUACUGGUUAUAUACUGAAAUUCAGCUUAUUUGAGUUAGUGUUUGUGGAUUGA
This is a messenger RNA of Impatiens glandulifera, 890 nucleotides long. RefSeq names its product ubiquitin-conjugating enzyme E2 2-like. Lineage: Eukaryota; Viridiplantae; Streptophyta; Magnoliopsida; Ericales; Balsaminaceae. The transcript is spliced from 6 exons. Bases 215 to 673 code for a protein of 152 amino acids. The record is from RefSeq and is a predicted model, not a curated record.